AACAGCGGGUGCAGAGCGGGGUGGGCUUCCGGCGCGGCCCAGAAGCAGCGGCGGUGGGCUAGGAGGUGAGAGACGGGAGAGGUAGAGUUUGGGACUUAACAGCGAGAGCCAUGGUUUAGGCUCCAAUCUGUAGGAGGAACGAGGCCCGGAUAGCUUGACUCCUUGCCCUCCACAGAUCCCGCCUGCGCCUCUGUGGACCUAGCAGGCACAGAGAGCGACAGUGGCCGGAAACCUUAGCAGCUGCGCCCUGGCUCUGCACGCCCUUCGGUGGCGUCCUCUGUUCGCUCAGUCUCCACCUACACGCCACUCCAGAGCACAGUAAGCCAGCAGGAAGGCCGUGAGGAGAGUGCUCCUCCCAGGACCCAUCCUGUGAAAGUUCCGCAGAUCCUGACUGUAGGGGAAUGGGAUUCUUCACGGGCCCUGGUCUGGAAGCCAGCAGAGCUGCAAAGAGGCGGCACGAAGCGAGACCGGUGUCUACACUGGCUCAAGGUCAAACAGAGCGCCCUUGAGAGGCAUCACGCCAAAUCCCUCUUAACUUUCAGGCUGCUCCACAGAUCUUACGUUCCCCAUCACUACGGGUGAGCGAAGAACCAGGAGCCCUGUUUCUGGUCUUUGAACCUGGGGCCGGAAGUAGAAACUCUGUAAAUAGAAACACAGGCCCACGAUUCUAGAGGUGUUCACCUGGCCCCUGACUCUGAAAGAUUCAGGUGACCUUUUCAGCCCCAGCGCUCACCAGGAACUCUGCUCAGGGUCCCUUCCUCAGAAUUCACCAAAAUCAGGGCCCAUCUAGUGCUCAGGCCUAGAAAGGAGUAGUUAUUCUAAGCUUGCUGUUCUCAUACAGUCUAUUGAGUCAUUUUUGUGGCCCUUUUGCCUUUGCUACGUAGUCUUCCCUGACACUCCUCUACCCCCAAAAUAGCCAGCUCAGAGCCAACAUCAGGCCGGGAGCUACACAGAACAAGUUCACAGAUGAAAACCUAGGCCUCCUGCUAGGUUGUAGCUGCACACAUUGUAACCUGAGAAUUCAGCAGUCAAUGGUCGAAUCACACUAAUAUACAUCCUUUUGGCAAGGAGGGAAGAUGAGGGCCUCUAGUUCCCCGUGGUGUGUUCUGCAGUAAUUUUAACCAUGGUUCAAUUGCAUCUCGUUUACAGUGAGGUAUCCUGAGAAGCCGAGCUGGAACUACAUUCCUGGUUUGGCAGAUGGGAAGACUAAGCAUUAACUCAAAGUUAUUUAAUAAGGAAGCAAUAAAAUGAGGCUAGGCAGGAGCUAGGGCCACUUACCACUGAGGGCGCCUGGGGCCAAGGGAGAAAUUUUGGGAUGAAGAUGAAGUGGGAAGGACAGAUAAUAAAGCUGCCCAAGCCUGAGCAAUUAUUUUGAGGAGAACUGUGCAAUAUAACCAUUGUUAAACUCCUGUCAUCUUGUUUUGAAAUCAUAAACCGGCAUUGGUUUUGGUUGUCGUUUUGCUUUUGCUAUUUUUGUUUGCUUCUUGAUUUUUUCCUGUUUUUUUUCUCUUUAAAAUUAAAAAUAAUAAUUUUUUUAAAAAGCUACCCAGAGUGAUGUGGAGUGAACUGAGGGUUUUUCUGAGCCUUUACAAGCCUGACUUUUGACCCAUGCUAGUGCAAUCCUUGCCCAGUCCCUAUAGGAAGUCAGACAAUACCCUCAGGAGGUGCCACUGGCAUUGUAUGAGAUGUGAUCAAAAUACAAAGUAUUUUUAAAUUUUAAAAUGAAUUACAGUAAGAUACAGUGUACCUUACAUUAAUUCCCCUUGCUUGGAACACAUUUAUCUCAUUGUUCUUGCCACUUUCUGAAGUAGUUCCAGGCCCUCUCUUGUAUGUCUUUAUGGUGUAUGAUCAAAAAUACAGUGAAUGCUGCCUCUCAGUGGCAUCCAAAAGGAAGGUAGGCUGGUAAAAACAUUAGUAUGUUCGCAUCCACCCUAUUUGUCAGACCUGGCAUCACAAAACUUCUAGUUCUUCCCCAAAGUCACAAUGACCAUCAAAGGUAAACACUUUGAAACACAGGUGCACACUAGAGUCAACUACAAUGAAGGACUACAGAACCACUUCAGAAAAUAGCAAGAAUGAGCAGUGUGUUCCAAGCAAGGGAGAGUAUUUUGAGAGGGAUAAAUGGCAAUGUUUCCAUUCUUAAACACUUACUGAAACUUUUGGGUUUUUUGAUAUAAAGUUUCACUAUGUAGUUCAGCUGGCUUUUAACACUACAUUGCCCAGCCUGGCCCUGAACUUUGGAAGUCUCAGCCUCCCAAGUGAAGGUAUCACAAGUGUGCGUUGCCAUAACUGGCUAAUUUUUUUAAAAUGUAAAUGUUCAAAUAAUAGAAUAAAAUAAUAUAGUGUGGAGGAUGUGGCUCAGUGGUAGAGCACUUGCCUUACUUAUACAAAGCUCUGGUUUCCAUCUCUAGCAACACAAAAACAAAACAGCCCUUACUCUUUAGUGAGCACUUAGUCACAACUCUUAUGUAGUAGGGACCAUUAUUCUAGAUUUUGCAGAUGAGGAAACUAAGGUUCAGAGAACUUAAGCAACUUACUUAGUCAUACUAGCUAGUGUAAUAGGGGCAUUCAAAUCUAGUUGUCAGGUUUUGGAACUCCUGUCCAGUAUCACUGAUCUGUAGAGUAGACCCCAGUGUUUUUCAGCAGCACUGUCCAACUUCAUACUCAUGUCCCGCCUCAAUUUCUCUGGUCCACUUUGCAAAUGUGUAACAUGAGAUUUUUUUUUUUUUAAUACAAGUUACUAAACCCAGGGCCUUUGCACAGAGCUACACCUCCAGCCCUUUCUUAGUGUUGCUGUUGUUUUGAGUUAGUCUGGCAAAAUUGCCUAUGCAGGGUUCAAACUUUCCAGUCUCAGCCUCAGACUUUAGUGGUGGGAUUAUAAUGUGUGUGCACCCACCACCUCUGGCUGAAACAUUUUAAACAAUUUAAAGGACUAUUAGGAGUUAAAGGCUAACUCCUGAAUUGUAAAUCAAAAAGCAUGAAAGUGCUAAGAAGGACUUAGAAUUCGGGAUCCUCUGCCAACUCAAGCUGAUCCGUUGUGAGGUCUCAGGAAGGCUGAGCGCCUUACUCCUGACGCCAAGUAAAAGCGGCUACUGUACUCCUGGCCAUCAGGGAGGCUCAGCGCCCGAGGCUGUGACCCGGGCGAGGUCCUGGGAAGGAGGCUGCAGGGACCAGAGCCGGCUCGCGGGGGCGUGUGAGGGCGGAGUCGCAGGUCCUCCUCCCUGCAGUGCCGAGUGGCUCCUCGUGCUUUUCGCGGCUCGCCCGCCCGGAGCUGGACGUUCGGAGGCGCUCACGGCUGACAGGCGCUGCGGGGAGCACAGCACGGCAAGGUGCGUCCGAGAUCUCUGGUUUGGGAAGGAGCUAGAAACACACUUGGGGAAAGAACGACUCCACUGGUUGCCAGCGGCCUCGGGAGAUCGCCAACCCUCGAGUUCCAAACGAACGAGGACCCUAGGACGGGCCCGGGGCGUUGAAUCCGCCAUGGCCGCGCGCGCCUGCGGGCUGUGCCACAUCGCCUUCCACGUGCCCGCCGGGCAGCCCCUCGCCAGGCGCCUGCAGCGCUUCUUUGGCUUCCAACCCUUGGCGGCGCGGGAGGCGGGUGGCUGGAAGCAGCUGGCCCUGCGCAGCGGAGACGCCGUCUUCCUGGUGAACGAGGGCGCGGGGCCCGGGGAGCCGCUAUACGGUGUGGACCUGCAUCACUCAGUGCCCAGCGCAACGAACCUGUGCUUCGAUGUGGAGGACCCGGACGCGGCUGCGCGAGCGCUGGCGGCUCAGGGGUGCCGCGUGCUGGUGCCCCCUGUCAGGGUGCAGGACGCGCAGGGCGCAGCCACCUAUACGGUGCUUAGGUCUCCCGCCGGCAAUCUCAGCCUGACCUUGCUGGCGCGCGCUAGCUACCGCGGGCGCUUCCUUCCCGGCUUCCGACCCGUACCCUCCGCGCCCGGCCCGUGCUGGGUCAGCCACGUGGACCACUUGACCUUGGCUUGUACCUCCGGCAGCUCCCCUGCACUUCGGCGAUGGUUUCACGAUUACUUGGGCUUUCGCCACUUGCCGCUAAGCCCAGGAGAGGAUCCGGAGCUGGGUCUCGAGGUGGCUGCUGGAUCCGGGGGUGGGGGACUGCGGCUCACCGCCCUACAGUCCCCGAUGUGCAGCUCUGUUCCCACCCUCGUGCUGGCCGAGUCUCUGCCGGGAGCCACCAGUACACAAGAUCAGGUGGAGCAGUUCUUGGCCCGGCACAGAGGGCCGGGCCUGCAGCACGUAGGGCUUUACACUCCGAAUAUCUUGGAAGCCACGAAGGAGAUGGUGUUGGCAGGAGGUGAGCUCCUCAAGCCCCCUGAAGCCUACUACCAGCAGCCUGGCAAAGAGGGGCAGAUCCAUGCAGCAGGGCAGCAGCCUAGUUUUCUGGCUCAACAGGGAAUCCUGAUUGAUGACAGAUCUGAUGGCUCCCACUCCACAGCCCACAAAACCUAGCAUAAACAUCUCACACCUGGAAGACUAUUGCCUUGAUCUCCAGAUCAAGAACUAUUCCUCUGUCCCCUGUGAAGCCUGGAGAAUGUUCACCCAAACUUGUCAAAUGACUGGAAAAACAUGGAGUCAGGUCUAGGGCAAGGUAGUUGCCAUGAGACUCACCCUGCAGGUCCCUGUCUGAUGUGCCUCAUACAUUCGGAACACCUGGCGGAGAAGAAAAGGAGACAAGACAGGACUAGCACCUUCUCCAAACAGCCAGAUCCCUAUGCUCUGCCCUCAACUUCAGGCCCCAGCACUUUGGAUGCCUUUUUCUUUUUAUACAGUAAGUUUAGGUAAAUUGCAGCAUGUGGGAAACACAAAAAGGGACAAUAUAGACAACAAAUGUA
Molecule: messenger RNA, 4850 nt
Organism: Cavia porcellus (domestic guinea pig)
Lineage: Eukaryota; Metazoa; Chordata; Mammalia; Rodentia; Caviidae
Gene: Hpdl
Product: 4-hydroxyphenylpyruvate dioxygenase like
Exons: 2
Coding region: 3481-4467 (328 amino acids)
Biological process (GO): aromatic amino acid metabolic process
Molecular function (GO): 4-hydroxyphenylpyruvate dioxygenase activity
Source: RefSeq, a predicted model, not a curated record